GGGGACUGAAAGCUGCGUUGCAACGGAUGGACGAGGGAGAGUCUGAUGAGAGGGACGAUGUUCAGGACGCCCUCGAUGAGGAGGAGGGUCUCGAGGGUGGGGUUGGGGAGGGGGGGAAGGCUGACGAGGCAGUCGGAGACCCUGACCUGCCAGGGGAGAAGGUGGUGAUUACGUCGAGAGACGUCAGUCGAGCGGGUCCCACUCCUAGGGCACCACGACCUGAGUUGGAGCGCGCGAGGAGGGAGAAGAGGCCGGUGGGGGAGGGCGGCGAGGUGCGCGAGACGACCAGGGAGAAGAGGGCUCGACAGACGACGAUCGACGAGAUGUACGACAAGGAGAAGUUGGACAAGUUUCAUGACGCGUGGCUGCAGUGGAUCUACGCGAAGGGGUUGGCAUUCAACGCCUUCCGAGGUCCGGAGUUCCAGAGGGUUCAGCGGGCGACAGAAAGAGUACCGCGGACAAUUCAGUUCCGGUUUCCCUCGUACAGGGUCACAGCGGGCACCGGGAUCCCUUCAUAGAGGGGGAAGGUGGCGUCGAUGGACGCGUUAGAGAGAAUGCUGCAUGGUGCCGCAUGGGCUCGCAUCGC
Molecule: messenger RNA, 586 nt
Organism: Chara braunii
Lineage: Eukaryota; Viridiplantae; Streptophyta; Charophyceae; Charales; Characeae
Source: the annotation of a GenBank genome assembly